UAGACGUAGUGGCAAUAGUAUAGUAACGUCACUAAUUGAUAACAAUUUUACGAAGGUGUUGUCGGUAGCAAUAAUUAAGCAAAUCAUAAAGUUACCAAUUAGAAAUUUGUGUUUCUUAAUUUUUACCGCCGUCCUAUUUAUAGCGUACAAAGUGAGUUUUUUCUAAUAAGAUGGGACUUAGAAGCAAUGCAUAAUAAAACCUUCAUAUUAUGUUUAGCAUAAUAUACCAAAGACCAAUGAUAUGUGAAAUUUAAAACUCGGUAUCCAUAGUAACAAUAUCUAGUUUACUGCUUUCUGUCCAACUAUAAAAAAGUAUUUCUUAUUUUGGGCUGCUUAACAAGAACCCAAGAGGAAUUAAGUUCUAUUAUUUUUUACUUGUAAGAAAUAAAUGUUUCGAUUACUGCAUUAACUUUAUAAAAAUACGUAGUAUAAAUUACGCGAAAUGCCUAUUUUAGUUAAAGACUUCACUUGGUCUCAAACUAAUAAUGCAAUAAACAUAAGAAUUCCCUUGGAUCCAGUAUAUCGUGAGGCAGUAGAUAUUUUUACAACUGAUAAGUAUAUUAAAGCACAUUUUAGACCAUACCUAUUUGAAAUUUUUCUGCUAAAUGAGGUAAACAGCGAGAAAAGUAAAUGCACACUGCAAGAUGAUUUAAUCGUAUUUGACCUAAUAAAGAAAGAACAGGUGGAUUGGGAAGCCUUAGAAAAAUUACUAACCAAAGAUGAAAAAGCCAAACUGAGAGCAGAGAUGCUCGCUGAAUGCCAAGAAAAGGCUAAGAAAGAAUCUGAAGAGAGAGCUAUAAGAAAAAGUCAGUUAAAUAGAUUUACUGUACAACAAGCCAUGGAAAUCGAUACUAAGCAACAUACACUUAUGGAUUCUAGGAGAGAUGAAGAACGUAAUAAAGCUAUGAAUGAGUUGGAAAAAUGGCGAUCGAAGACGGGUACAGAAACAUAUGAUUUACAUAGUAUGGAUGCUAUAACUGAUACAAAUAGUACUUCUAGUGUGAAGAUAGUAGAGUUACCUAACGAUGAGCCAGAAAUAAAAACGAAAAUAUCGAAAAGGAAAACUGUAAUUAAGACACCGGUAAAAACGCCUGUUAGGUCAGAGUAUGUUGAAAAAAAGAAGCAGGAAAUAGGUAAUCGAGUUCUACCAAACUUACGGCAAAGUGGUCUAGUGGAGAUUAAGCACACACCAAGGACUUUCCCAACUCCUAGUAGAGAGUCAACGGCACAGGAAGAGGAGGCUUGGUUAAGAAAUAUUACACACGCUAGACGAGCUACGGGGUUUGUAUCCGAAGAUUUGCGUCCCGAAGAACAGGACCCUCAAUGGUGCAAGGAAAAGGGGGACGAGUUUUUCAGAACCGGCAACUUUCUAGGAGCUAUAAGUGCAUAUACACACGGCAUCACAUUAUCUGAUAAACUACCUAGUUUGUACUCAAAUAGAGCAGCUACACAUUUUGCGUUAGGCAAUUUUAAUAAAUGCGUGACCGAUUGUUCUACUGCUUUAGACCUGAUGAAGCCGGCCUGCGAGGGUAAUAGAAGGAGUAGGGCAAAAUGUAUUGCACGUCGCGCUGCAGGGCUAGCACGAAUAGGUCUUCUGAACAAAGCUAUUGAUGAAAUGAAAGCUGCGGCAAAACUACUACCGGAUGAUGAAAAUAUAAAAAAAGAUAUUUAUGACAUGGAGAGAGCUUGGGAACAAAAUCCUGAUUCAGAGUGAACACAAGGCAUUCGCUAAAUCAAAAAUUUAUUUCUAACAUGUGAACAAAUAUAAAUAAUGUUUAGGAAUAUAAUACAAUAUCUAUAGAAUUAAAAUGC
This is a messenger RNA of Pieris rapae (cabbage white), 1812 nucleotides long. RefSeq names its product dynein axonemal assembly factor 4. Gene Ontology annotation, molecular function: protein binding. The transcript is spliced from 3 exons. The record is from RefSeq and is a predicted model, not a curated record. Bases 443 to 1714 code for a protein of 423 amino acids. Lineage: Eukaryota; Metazoa; Arthropoda; Insecta; Lepidoptera; Pieridae. Gene Ontology annotation, biological process: inner dynein arm assembly; cilium movement; outer dynein arm assembly.